This is a messenger RNA of Onthophagus taurus, 1010 nucleotides long. RefSeq names its product cuticular protein analogous to peritrophins 3-D1 (gene Cpap3-d1). The record is from RefSeq and is a predicted model, not a curated record. Gene Ontology annotation, cellular component: extracellular region. Lineage: Eukaryota; Metazoa; Arthropoda; Insecta; Coleoptera; Scarabaeidae. Gene Ontology annotation, molecular function: chitin binding.
ACACGGUGAAGGGUAAACAGUAGAACACACUGGAACACACUUCUGUGUAGAAAGUCUUGCGUUGUGGGUCGACAUCGUUCAGUCUGGAAGUAAGACCAACACAAUGAUAACCUCGAGUUUUGUGUUUUUCCUCGUGUUGUCAAUAGCACAAGCUGGUGUUUUGGUACAAGAUGCACCAAGUUGUCCUGAACAACACGGAGUUCAAGCUUACGCCCAUCCAGAAUCUUGUAACUUAUUCUUCUUAUGUACCAACGGGACCUUAACGGUUGAACAUUGCGAAAAUGGAUUGUUGUUCGAUGGUAAAGGAGCAGUUCAUCACCAUUGUAAUUAUCACUGGGCUGUUGACUGUGGACAUCGUAAAGCGGACUUAACCCCAAUAAGUAGUCAUGGAUGUGAAUAUCAAUUUGGUUUAUACCCAUAUUCCGCCGAAUGUUCAACCCAUUACAUUAAAUGCGCCUUUGGUGAUCCAAUCCCCCAAGAAUGCGAACCAGGAUUAGUUUACGACGAGAAAAUUCAUGGAUGUAAUUGGCCCGAUUUACUUCUUGAACAGUGUAAUCCAGAAGCCGUUAUUGGUUUUAAAUGUCCAACGAAAAUUCCCAACAACAGUGUAGCAGCGAAAUUUUGGCCUUACCCAAGAUUUGCAGUACCGGGAGAUUGCAAUCGUUUGAUUACUUGUGUUAAUGGACAUCCUCGUUUGAUCGCUUGCGGUAAAGGAAAAGCUUUCGAUCCGGCUACUUUAACUUGCGAAGAUGACGAUUUGGUGGCUCACUGUGGAGGACGUUAAUUACUCGAAAUUUGAAAAGAAAUUAUAAAGAAAUCUUGGUUUAAAUAAAAAAAAUUAAAAUUAAAAAUUUUUUCGCAAAUUUUAAGUUGAAUUUUGCCGAAAUAGUUUUGCCAUUUUUUUAUUGAUAUUGUUUGUCGGAAUUGUUUAUCUAUUUGUAUCAUAUUUGUAUUUUUUUUUGUAAAUAAUUGUAAAUGGUUGAAAUCAAUAAAAAUAAGGUUCGAAUUGA